AUGGAAGGCGCUCGUCAAUGUGGAGCAACGCGGCUGCCAAAGCGGCUUCUCGCCGCGCUGUUCGCUGUUACAGUGCUCUUGGAAGCGCUCGACGACACACUGCCGGUUGCCCAGGCAGUCGUCGAAACACCCGCGCCGACCCCGUACGUUCGUCGCACCUACGAGGCGAAGGUAUCCUUCUUUACCAAGUACUGGUGGGUCGGCUUUAUCAUGAUGUUUGUUGCCUUCCUGCUUGUUGUGGGGGCGCUCUACGUCGCAGUGCAGUUCCACUUCAAAGAGUCUGAGCAGCGUGAUCGCCGGAAGGAACUGGAGAUGAAUCGAUUCAGUAUUGAGAACUGCAGAGGCGGAGAAGAGGUAGGGGGCCAUGAAGCGGAUCAGCAGGGUCGAAGCGGGCAGUCGUUGCGCAACAACCCUCUUCGUAGUCGUUGA
Messenger RNA from Leishmania braziliensis MHOM/BR/75/M2904, 429 nucleotides. RefSeq lists its product as hypothetical. The record is from RefSeq and is a predicted model, not a curated record. The transcript has a single exon. Lineage: Eukaryota; Euglenozoa; Kinetoplastea; Trypanosomatida; Trypanosomatidae. Bases 1 to 429 code for a protein of 142 amino acids.